Hymenoscyphus albidus is the source of this 369-nucleotide messenger RNA. The record is from the annotation of a GenBank genome assembly. NCBI's taxonomy places the organism in Eukaryota, Fungi, Ascomycota, Leotiomycetes, Helotiales, Helotiaceae.
AUGAGCCCCCUCCACCGUCCCGGGGCCUCUAACCAUCAAAUCCCUCGUCAACGCGAACGAAACAAUACUACACCCCUCCUCAACCUCCUCUGCAACCUCAAGUGCCCUACCAAGAACCCUUUCUUCAGGUACGAUCUCAGAGAAGGGAUUGGCGAGGAGAGGGUGCGAGGCGGGGUACACGGCUCCCGUAGUGAUGAGGUGGAGAGAUCUAGAGAGGCCUAUGAGACGAGGGAGGAGGAAGGAAGAAGCUGCUUCCAUGACGAUACCCCGCCGCGCGAAGACGAAGCCGAUUUUUGCGCUCGAGGAGACGAUGCGGAUGGCGCAGGGGAGGGUCAUAGUAAUACCCACGCGGAUGGCGUGGCCGUUUAG